AUGUCGGUUCAGAGAGCGCUUCUGGCAGCCGUCGCGCUCCUCAGAGUCACAGCUCAGGCUGCAGGGGUUUCAGGCACUGCUUUUGGCUUUGCGACAGGAACGACUGGUGGUGGCAAUGCCGCUGCUGCCGCUCCUAGCGACAUCGCCCAGCUCACUGAGUGGCUGACCGACAGCAUUCCCCGAGUGAUUCUGAUCGACAAGGAGUUCAACUACCUGGGCAGCGAGGGCAAGUGCUUCAACUGCAAAUGCUGCGUUCCUGACUCCAACACGUGUGGCAGCUCGGGCCAGAAUGCCAUUGCCCUGGCCUCUUCUUCCUGGUGUGGAACCUACCCGACGACCACUUGCACCUACGAUAAGGCGGCCCUCGAGGGCAUCAAUGUCUCCUCGCACAAGUCCAUUGUCGGUGUUGGCAGUGCCGGCGUCAUUCGCGGCAGAGGUCUGCGUCUGGCGAACGGCGUCAGCAACGUGAUCAUCCAGAACAUCCACAUCACCGAUCUUAACCCGCAGUACAUCUGGGGUGGCGAUGCGAUUACUCUGGAUGGCACUGACCAGAUCUGGAUUGAUCACGUCAAGAUCUCCCUGAUUGGGCGUCAGAUGUUUGUCGCUGGCUUCGAUUCUAGCGGUCGUGUUACCAUCUCCAACAGCGAGUUUGACGGACGGACCAGCUGGUCCGCCUCCUGUGACGGCCACCACUACUGGACUAUCCUGGGCUACGGUAAGAAUGACAAGGUCACUUUCACGGGAAACUAUAUCCACCACACCUCCGGCCGCUCCCCCAGGCUCGAAUUCGACAACUACUGGCACGUCUACAACAACUACUGGUUCAGUAACACCGGCCACGCCUUUGACGUCGGUGAGGGCACCAACGCUCUUAUUGAGGGCAACGUCUUCGAUCAGGUGAAAACUCCUCUGCUCACUCCCGGCAAGACCUUUGCGGUCAGCUCCAGCGACAUGUCGACCUGCAACUCCAUGCUCGGUCGUUCAUGUUCUGCCAACACCCUCACCACGUCAGGCACUCUGUCGGCCAGUGACCAGUCCGUCCUCUCCAGCUUCCCCAGUGGCGGGUCACGCUUUAACCUGUUGGAUGCCGGUCGCGUCAAGUCCUCAGUCCUCAGCAAUGCUGGCAUCGGUAAACUCCGCCGCUCCAGGGCCUCUAAGAAGAAGGACCGUCAGUAUGCUGGCAUCACACCCUCCGUCCCUGCCUCCUCUGCUGCUGGCUCGGGUGCGAGCCCUACCGGCCCUCCCCCUCAAUUUAGCUGGACGACCAUUGUUGUCAAGCCCACCCCCCUGCCCAGCGGUCCUCCCGCUCGUCCUCAGGGAAGCUAG
Penicillium canariense is the source of this 1326-nucleotide messenger RNA. RefSeq names its product polysaccharide lyase family 1 protein. Gene Ontology annotation, molecular function: pectate lyase activity. Bases 1 to 1326 code for a protein of 441 amino acids. The transcript has 3 exons. Lineage: Eukaryota; Fungi; Ascomycota; Eurotiomycetes; Eurotiales; Aspergillaceae. The record is from RefSeq and is a predicted model, not a curated record.